Naumovozyma castellii is the source of this 378-nucleotide messenger RNA. It is a transcript of the gene RPL22B, whose product is annotated as 60S ribosomal protein eL22. NCBI's taxonomy places the organism in Eukaryota, Fungi, Ascomycota, Saccharomycetes, Saccharomycetales, Saccharomycetaceae. The record is from RefSeq and is a predicted model, not a curated record. The transcript is spliced from 2 exons. Bases 1 to 378 code for a protein of 125 amino acids.
AUGGCUCCAAACACUUCAAGAAAACAAAAGAUUGUCAAGACUUUUACCGUUGAUGUAUCAUCACCAACUGAGAAUGGUGUCUUUGACCCAUCCUCCUACGCCAAAUAUUUGAUUGAUCACAUCAAGGUUGAAGGUUCUGUCGGUAAUUUGGGCAACGCCAUUACCGUUUCUGAGGACGGUUCUAUUGUGACUAUUGUCUCAACUACCAAAUUUUCAGGUAAAUACUUGAAGUAUUUGACCAAGAAAUAUUUGAAGAAGAACCAAUUAAGAGACUGGAUCAGAUUCAUCUCUACGAAGACUAAUUCUUAUAAGUUGUCCUUCUACCAAGUUACACCUGAAGAAGGUGAAGACGAAGAGGAAGAAGUUGAUGCUGAGUAG